CAGAUAAGUGUUGGAUGGUGAUUCAGGUUGAUAUGUGCGCCUCUCGUAACAGGUAGUGAGCGAGCGAGCGAGUGAGUGAGUGCCUGUAUCUUUGUGAGCGAGCGCAAAAGGGUUCUCUCGUUCUUCCUCUCCGGAGGCCUGCAAGAAGAACGCGCGCAGCGCACACAUUUACACAUGUAUUAUUAAUAACAUUCGUGCGCGAAUUCACCUAGCCUUUAUUAAUUACCACUACCUGUGUGCGUUCGCCAGCAGCCAACGCGUUUGCUGCCUGCUGUAUUCCCUUCUUGCGCGUAGGUUCCUUCAAAAUAAUCUUCGGGGAAGCCGGGAAGAUCGAGAAGGAGAACCAGAGAGAAAGAAGAGUUGUAGUAGAAGAAGAAAAAACAAAUAACGAAAGAUAGAAGGAAACAUACAAACAAACAGAAGAAGGCGCGCGCCCGACAGCGAACCCGUGUGGUGGUAUCUGUUCCUCUUCUUCUGGUUCUUGAUCUUGUUCUUGUGGUGCGUGUGUUCCGUAUGUAGUGUGUGCGCGUCUGUAUUAUACUGUUUGUGUCCAAGUGCAUCAGCAUCCCAAAGUUUCUCCACCACGACGAUGCUCUCAUCAAAGUCGGUCGGUUAAGUCUUUAAUUAGACUCCGUCGGAUUUCGGACCCUCGUCCAUCCCGGAUGACCUUGGUGAUCACGUGAGCGUAAGGGCCUUGACCUUAACACUCCCACCGCCACGCACUGAAUGUUCCUGAAUAAAAGGACGAUGGUAGAUGUCGGCCGUUGGGCCGGCGCGGUGAGCUGAUCUAUGCUGCCAUGUCUGCGGAUAUGAGGUCUCCGAACGUAUCCGUGACCCCAAUCAAUGUGGAGCCAUACUCGCCGACGGCCGUCCCAAAUGGGGACCGCCACGGCGCGCAAUCGGUCCACAAUGGGGAUGUUCUGGACACGACAGACGCGGAGGUCGCCCAGAUCGACUUUCAAUCGAUGGUCAACAUGAGACACAAGAAGAAGCGGCCAGGAGAUGGCCCCUCCGAUAUACCCAGGCCGAUGUCCUGGGAGGGAGAACUCUCCGACAACGAAAGGGAGAUGUGCAUCGACGACGUCGUCGCCCACGGUGGAGGAGGAGGCGGAGUUGGGUCUCACGUACCCGAAAACCUCUCUCUUCAGGCCUCCCAUCACCACGGCGGCUCCAAGAAUGCAUUGCACGUGCAACCGUCCCCCGUCGCCGAUCCCAAAGAGAGCCCAGGAAUGAGACUGAAACAGCAACCCCCGAUGGGCAGCUACUCUCUGCAUUCGACGCCGAGCAAUUCCCCGCUCCUCUCGCAGCGACACCCGCUGCCCAUCCUAGUUGCUAAGGACCUCAUGCACAAGGACAUGAUGCACAAAGCUCUGAACGUGCCACCCACGCCAAGUCCCGACUCGGCCGUCCACUCUGGCUACAGUGUAUUCUCAUCUCCGACGCAGAGCCCCUUGACCCAACGUCACGUCACCCUCACCCCGAAUCUCAGCAGGAACAACAGCGACGCCUCGCACUCGAGCUGCUGCAGCUACUCCAGCGUCUCGGUUUCCGUCUCACCCACGCAGCAAUUCUCACCUACUCAUAGCCCAAUACAGGGUCGUCAUAUGCCCAACAUCCACAGCAGUCCGCUUCAUCAUAAUUUAUACAGGGGCAUCCAGGAGGAUCACACGAGCUCGCAAUACGUGCAAGACCACGAGAACCUCCUGGACGACGACAACAAGAGCGGUAUCGUAGACGAUAAGACUGGCAUAGUGCACACGUCCUUACCAGCGCAACCCGGUAUUUCUAGACAGCAGUGGAUUAACAGUCCGUGCCCGAUUUGUGGCGACAAGAUCUCCGGGUUUCAUUACGGAAUCUUCAGUUGCGAGUCGUGCAAAGGUUUCUUUAAACGGACUGUUCAGAACAGGAAGAAUUACGUGUGCCUGAGGGGAGCCGCCUGUCCGGUGACUGUGGCAACGCGCAAGAAAUGCCCCGCAUGUCGAUUCGAUAAAUGUUUGCAGUGCGGAAUGAAGCUGGAAGCAAUUAGGGAAGAUCGGACGAGGGGCGGAAGGUCCACGUAUCAAUGUUCGUACUCGCUGCCGCCGACGUUGGCUAGUCAUCCGGAGUUCAGGGCGAGUUCGAGCGACCUGAGGCAGGGGAUGGGCAGCGAUUCCCAUCUGCCCAAUAUGACCGUCAAAUUGGAGCCCCAGGACUCAGUGUUACACUCGAAGCGCAUGAACAAGAAUGUCCCGCCGCUAUUGCAAGAAAUAAUGGACGUGGAGCAUCUGUGGCACUACAACGAGCUGGAAUUGAACAAGCUGAACAGCGAAGGACACCUCGGUAAGGAGGGAAGUAGUGGUGCGGUGCACAACCUAUCCACCCAUCCAUUGCUUGCCGGAACCGCCCUCGCUUGUUCUGCAAACACGAACCCCGACUUCCUCACGAACCUGUGCAAUAUCGCCGAUCAUCGCCUUUACAAAAUCGUCAAAUGGUGCAAAAGCUUGCCACUGUUUAAAAACAUUUCCAUCGAUGAUCAAAUUUGCUUGCUGAUCAAUUCUUGGUGCGAGCUGCUCCUCUUCUCGUGCUGUUUCCGCUCGAUGACUACGCCCGGGGAGAUCCGCGUGUCUCUUGGGAAGAGCAUAACUCUGGCCCAGGCGAGAGAUAUGGGAAUGCAGGCGUUCAUCGAACGAAUGCUGAACUUCACCGAGCAGCUGAGGAGGCUCCGCGUGGAUCAAUACGAAUACGUUGCCAUGAAAGUUAUCGUUCUGCUUACAUCAGACACCUCGGAGCUGAGGGAGGCGGAGAAAGUGAGGGAGUCGCAAGAGAAAGCUCUGAAGGCCCUGCAGGACUACACGCUCACGCACUAUCCAGAGAGUCCGGCAAAGUUCGGUGAACUGCUAUUGAGGAUCCCCGAAUUACAAAGAACUUGCCAGGUUGGAAAGGAGCUGUUGACAAUAAAAUCCCGAGACGGAGAAGGGCCGAGCUUCAGCCUGCUGAUGGAGCUGUUGCGAGGAGACCACUAAGAGAUGUGCCUUAUAUGCUUUUUUUGUUGGUGGCGGGUUCUUACUUACAGACAGUAUUUUUUGCUUGUUACUCCUUAGACUAUAUAAGUGGAAACCUAACGUACUUAGUUCUCUUAUUUUGUUUUUGUUUUCUCUCGUUCUGGACAGUCGUCACCUGACCAGAAAUUCUUACCGCAUUCCCGAACGAUGAUUUCGACGAUAAACAAUAACUGAUGCGCAAAAAAAAACGAAACGAAACAAAUAAAGAUACAAAUCAAACGCGGAAGAUUAAAAAGAAAA
Molecule: messenger RNA, 3281 nt
Organism: Nicrophorus vespilloides
Lineage: Eukaryota; Metazoa; Arthropoda; Insecta; Coleoptera; Silphidae
Gene: Hr39
Product: nuclear hormone receptor FTZ-F1 beta
Exons: 8
Coding region: 798-3002 (734 amino acids)
Biological process (GO): tissue development; regulation of transcription by RNA polymerase II; hormone-mediated signaling pathway
Cellular component (GO): RNA polymerase II transcription regulator complex
Molecular function (GO): RNA polymerase II cis-regulatory region sequence-specific DNA binding; nuclear receptor activity; zinc ion binding
Source: RefSeq, a predicted model, not a curated record